CAGAAUUUUUUCAUAUAUGGGAUUUGGAUACAAGACCUUUGAUUAGGGAGUACUAGCUCAUCCACCACACCCCUUUCAAAGAUCCUUGUCAUUUGAAAAAUUAAACAAAUCUCAAAACCCUAAACCCCUCAUCAGCCAAUUACAGAACACUGCUAAGCUUACUGCACGCUCUACGUUUCCUUUGUGUGACUAUUAUGCAAACACCUCGUCUCCAUUCCUCAUUUUCUUCUCCUUCCCUAAACCCUAACCACAAAUGUUUCACUGAAAUUAAUCUUUAGGCAUAUCACCACCAUGCCCAUGCCCAUGCCUUACACUAACCUUAUUCAAUUGAGGCUCAAGGCCACUCAAUUUCUGGCCACCAUGUCUUCCACCACUUGUCUCCAAUUUUGUCCAAAUCGUUUCCACUUUAAUAAAACUAACACUUUCCCUCAAUCCAUAGUAGUACCUCACAAACGUUGCCUUCAUGCAAGUGUUGGAUUUUUUUGCUCAGCUAAAGGCUCUUCUUCUUCGUCGUCUGUUGUGUUGAGGCGGAAAAGACAUGGUCGUCCUUCUUCUUCGUCAUAUUCUCCGUAUUUAUAUCAGCAGAAUUUAGGGUAUGGGCGGUUUGCUUAUGAUGAGUAUGAGUCUGAGUCCGACUCUGAUAGAGAAAUUGACUCCUCUAAUAAGCAACUGGGUGAGUCAACCCUUCAUAACAUUGAAGAAUGGAGGUGGAAGCUAAGCAUGCUAAUGCGAAAAAAAGAUGACCAAGAGGUCGUCUCACGGGACAAAAAGGACCGCCGUGAUUUUGAGCAUAUAUCAGCUCUGGCAACUAGAAUGGGUUUACACUGCCGCCAGUAUGAAAAAGUAGUUGUGUGUAGCAAAGACCCAUUGCCAAAUUAUAGGCCAGAUUUGGAUGUUAAGCGGCCACAGAGAGAGGUAGUGUUGCCUUACGGAUUGCAAAGUAGGGUAGGUGAUCUUCUUGAAGCACAUCUUUCUAAAAAGUCAGUAAACCAGGAAAAUGUUGCACAAAAUGCUUCUUUGAGAGGAAGCAAAGACAGCAAUUCUCCCAAUGAUAAAGGGCUUUAUGACAAUGAGAAGCCAUUUGCACGAAAUGUUGUUGCGGAGAGAAUUCUCAUGCGAAGGAGCUUGUUGAUGCGUAAUAAACAAGAAGAUUGGCAGGGAUCUCCAGAAGGCCAGAAGAUGCGAGAACUUCGAAGAAAUCUCCCUGCGUAUAAAGAGAGAGAGGCAUUGCUUAGAGCCAUUUCUGAGAAUCAGGUGGUAGUCGUGUCUGGGGAAACUGGAUGCGGUAAGACUACCCAAUUGCCUCAGUACAUUUUAGAAGCUGAGAUAGAAGCUGCUCGUGGAGCUACUUGCAAUAUUAUUUGUACUCAACCAAGGAGAAUAUCUGCUAUGUCUGUGGCUGAAAGAGUUGCUGCUGAGCGUGGGGAGAAUCUGGGAGAAUCUGUGGGCUAUAAGGUUCGGCUCGAGGGCAUGAGAGGAAGGGAUACCCGCCUCUUAUUUUGCACCACUGGCAUUCUUCUGAGGAGAUUACUGCUUGAUAGAAAGUUGGAAGGUGUCACUCACGUUAUUGUAGACGAGAUUCAUGAACGCGGAAUGAAUGAAGAUUUCCUUUUAAUUGUCCUUAAAGAUCUCCUUCUCCGUCGACCUGAAUUGAGGCUGAUUCUGAUGAGUGCUACUCUUAAUGCUGAGCUCUUCUCUUCCUAUUUUGGCGGUGCUCCAAUGAUCCAUAUUCCUGGUUUUACUUAUCCAGUCCGAAGUCAUUUUCUGGAAAAUAUCCUGGAAAUGACUAGAUACCGUUUAACUCCAUAUAAUCAAAUUGAUAAUUAUGGUCAAGACAAGAUGUGGAAAAUGCAGAAACAGCAGACUAUUAAGAAGAGGAAGACCCAAAUUGCUUCAGAUGUUGAGGAAGCGCUAGAAGCAGCUGAUUUUGGGCAGUAUAAUCCUCUGACUCGGGAUUCACUAUCCUGUUGGAAUCCUGAUUCAAUUGGUUUCAACCUCAUUGAGAAUGUGCUUUGUCACAUAUGUAGAAACGAAAGGCCUGGUGCUGUGUUGGUUUUUAUGACUGGUUGGGAUGACAUUAAUGCUGUGAAGGACCAGCUGCAUGCUCAUCCACUGUUGGGGGAUCCAAGCAGAGUUUUGCUGCUUGCAUGCCAUGGUUCCAUGGCCAGUGCGGAGCAGAAAUUGAUUUUUGAGAAGCCAGAAGAUGGAAUCAGGAAAAUUGUGUUAGCUACCAACAUGGCUGAAACAAGUAUCACCAUAAAUGACGUGGUUUUUGUGGUCGACUGUGGAAAGGCAAAAGAGACAUCUUAUGAUGCAAUCAACAACACUCCAUGUUUGCUUCCUUCUUGGAUUUCAAAAGCUUCUGCUCGACAAAGAAAAGGAAGAGCUGGCCGUGUUCAAUCUGGGGAGUGUUAUCAUCUCUAUCCUAGAUGUGUAUUUGAAGCUUUUGCAGAUUAUCAACUGCCAGAGCUUCUGAGAACACCUUUACAGUCCCUAUGUCUACAGAUUAAAAGCUUACAACUUGGAAGUAUUUCAGACUUUCUAUCCAAGGCAAUUCAGUCACCAGAACCACUAUCUGUUCAAAAUGCUAUUGAGUAUUUGAAGACAAUAGGGGCUUUAGAUGAAAAUGAAAAUCUGACAGUACUUGGACACAACUUAUCAAUGCUUCCAGUUGAGCCAAAACUGGGGAAAAUGAUAAUAUUAGGUGCAGUAUUCAACUGCCUGGAUCCAGUUCUUACAGUUGUUGCUGGUUUAAGUGCUAGAGACCCAUUUUUAAUGCCAUUUGACAAAAAGGAUCUUGCUGAGUCUGCCAAAGCCCAGUUUUCUGCUCGUGACUUCAGUGAUCAUCUUGCUCUUGUUCGAGCUUAUGAAGGCUGGAAAGAUGCUGAAAGGCAGCAAUCUGGUCAUGAGUACUGUUGGAGAAAUUUCCUUUCUGCGCAAACUCUCAGAGCGAUGGACUCCCUCCGCAAGCAAUUUUUGCAUUUGCUUAAGGACAUCGGUUUAGUUGAUAGCUUUCAGAGUUGUAAUGCCUGGAGUAAUGAUCAAAAUCUGGUUCGAGCGAUUAUAUGUGGUGGGUUAUUCCCUGGCAUAUGCUCUGUUGUGAACAAGGAGAAGUCAAUCUCACUGAAAACAAUGGAGGAUGGUGGAGUCCUUUUGUACUCUAACUCUGUCAAUGCCCAAGAACCUAGGAUUCCAUACCCAUGGCUUGUCUUCAACGAAAAAGUUAAAGUGAAUUCAGUAUUCCUGCGAGAUUCUACAGCUGUAUCUGAUUCUGUGGUACUCUUAUUUGGCGGAAGCAUUUUUGGAAAAGCUCUAGAUGGACACUUGAUGAUGCUUGGAGGAUACUUGGAGUUUUUCAUGAGCCCCUCACUGGCAAAUACUUAUGUAAGCUUGAAGAGGGAGCUUAAUGAACUUGUCCAUAAGAAACUCUCGGACCGUAAUUUUGAUAUAGGCAGUCAUGGUGAGCUAUUAGAAGCUGUUAGAUUACUGGUGUCGGAGGAUCAAUGUGAAGGUAAAUUUGUUUUUGGUCGUAAACCAACCCCAAAGAAGUCUGCAAAGGAGUUACAGAAAACCAUCAUUCCAACGAAGGGCAGUGGUGGUGAAAAUCCGAAGUCUCAUCUCCAGACGUUGCUUCUUCGGGCUGGCCACCAAUCACCCAAUUACAAGACAACACAACUAAAAAAUAAUAAGUUCCGCUCCACUGUAAUAUUCAAUGGGUUGAAUUUUGCUGGCCAGCCUAGCAGUAGUAAGAAGGAAGCUGAAAAAGAUGCAGCUGCUGAAGCUCUGCAGUGGUUGACUGGUGAGACCCAAUCGUCUUCUAAAGCUGUUGAACAUAUGUCAGCACUUUUGAAGAAAAGCAAGAGUAAGAAACAACUUCAUAGUACAAAAUGGAGGUAAUUGUCUGCAUAAGUUAGGGUCACUAACCUGACAGUCCCGCGGAUGAAGAGGUUCUUGCGGGCAUUAUUUUUCUUGGUUGAACAAGGAUAAGUUAUUUUUGGCAAAGAAGAUGCAGCUUGAAGGUUGUAUAUAAUCAGUCUUAUUGGGCCUUCAUUUUUUAAGCGGGCUGCAGAUAAUCUUGAGGGAGCUACUGUAUUUGAGUAUAGGCAUUGUGGGACGAAUUAAUCAAUGCGGCAUCUUCCUAUUUGGUGACUUUUGGUUAAAGUUCACUACAUGAUGUCUUGUUCUCAUAGCAUUCCUGCCACAAAGGCUAGUCAAAUUCUCAAGUAAGAGUUUGGCCUAGUUGAUCAAUCCUUUCGCCGAGAAGUGGAAGGCCACCUAGUUUGGAUGCGCAGAUGUGCAAUGACCUACGGUCAGCUCAGGCUCGGAUUACAGAAGGUACACAGUAAUAUUUAUACCUUGUAUGAAUCUGAUUCUAAUUCAUUAUUACUUAUGAGAAAGGAUCUGUAGGAGGAAAAUAGAGUUGUACACCAAAUACAAAGUUGUAUUACGGACACUCGUGAAUGAUCGUGAUCAUGAUAUAUAGACUUCUAUGUCUAAGAAUGUAUUUGCCUUCUACUCACAAUGAUUACAUAUAAAUGGUGCGUUUCCGGUUUCA
Lycium barbarum (goji berry) is the source of this 4555-nucleotide messenger RNA. Its product is annotated as DExH-box ATP-dependent RNA helicase DExH3. Gene Ontology annotation, molecular function: ATP binding; RNA binding. The transcript has 19 exons. The record is from RefSeq and is a predicted model, not a curated record. The coding region runs from base 292 to 3897 and encodes 1201 amino acids. Lineage: Eukaryota; Viridiplantae; Streptophyta; Magnoliopsida; Solanales; Solanaceae. Gene Ontology annotation, cellular component: nucleus; intracellular anatomical structure.